Molecule: messenger RNA, 1952 nt
Organism: Ectocarpus sp. CCAP 1310/34
Lineage: Eukaryota; Phaeophyceae; Ectocarpales; Ectocarpaceae
Source: the annotation of a GenBank genome assembly
GCUGUAAAAUACCAGCCUUCGUGCGCUUGCGCCUGCCCAUACACUGAAAAUCCCCAAUGACCAACUACCGUACCUUUUCGCGUUUCCCCUGCUUGCUUGUCCUGGGCCCUCUGUGCUACGCAUGCGCACAGCUCUUCCUGGACAACUCUCACGUCGGAAGGUUCGUCAACAGUCUCGCCGCCGAACUAGAGUCUUGGCGGGCUCCUCAGUCUCCAUCGACCUCGGCGACACCGCCGGGCAUCGGCCGCGACGAUAUUGUGCCGACCUCCGCCGCCGUCGCUGUCCCUCACUGUGGCAGCAGAACCGGCGGCGGGAACACCGGACGUGGGGAUCACUUGGGCGGGACGUCUGCGUCCGAUGACUUCGUCCCGACCUCUGUGGUACCCAUUCCUACGGUGGCUAAGACUCGAAGGGAGGGCAAUGGUGACGCGUCGACGGGUUUAACGCCAACGAUUGCCACUGCACCAAAAAUGGCCAAGGAAUAUUGCUCCAACGACGACAAGACGAAAGGCGGCGGCGGUAGCGGGGGCGGUGCUGGGGCGCUGGAGAGACUGUGGGUGAUGGACGGCAACGGUCGGAGGGUGCUCUUUGCCGACGUCAGCGUUUACACCAGGAACCGAUGCUUCCGCCUGCUGGGUUCGAGCAAGUUCGGCAAAGCAGCUUGUCUUCGGGUGGCGGCGAAGAACCAGCGGACCCUCGCCCACAUGGUGUGGAGAGGGAGGGUGGGAGGAGCGUUCGCUCGCACGUCGUCGUCAUCGUCAUCAUCGUCGUCAUUGUCGCCGCGAGAACAGAAGAAGCAGCUCCGUGACGUGGCGCGAACGCUGUUGCACGACUCCCUGGUCGUGCCGGCCACCCCACGUACUUCCCCAGCGGAGCGCUUUCUGACCGUCGGCGGUGGGGCAGGCCAGCACCGCUAUUCUAGGUUCGGUAGCUCCAGGAACCAAGCAGGCGAUUGCUCUUCCUUGCAACAGCGGCAGCAACACGGGUGGUCAACUGCCAGCACUAUGUCUGCCGAACGAGACGGGCACCGCGGCAGUUCGCAACACCACGGAUGCGGUAGCAGCGAUGGCGACGGGUGGAGGGUGUCGACCCAGGGGUUCGGGCUGUCGCCGUUUCCCGCGGUCGAUUCCUUCCUGCGGACUCUGGUCUGCCAGGGAGGCACGAGAGGUGAACUCCGACAGUGGAGCUACACGGCAGGUCAAGUUCCGUCACGCACCGUCGAGCACGACGGUCAGGAAGGCAACGCCAACGGGAGUGGCAAUGCGGGUGGCACUGGGUUGGCAAGCCUCGGGAGCCCGAGCGCACCACGAACCCCGGCUACCGUCGUACGCAAGCUCACCCACCAGGUUGCCAACAACCGUUGGUGCUGGAAUAUUGGGAGGGCCCACAAAUCGAACCAUGUGUUCUUGGUGACGGACUUAUCAAGAGGCGAGGUUCGUCAGCACUGCCACGACCAGGAAUGCCGGCGGUCCGGGUAUCGCUCAAAUCCUGUGCGGCUACCCAUGGGCGUGGCGCCUUUAGAGGAUGAUCUUGAAGCGUUUGAGCUGGAGAUUGGAUUAGCGGCGGCGAUGCGAGAAUCUCCCGCCGACUGGGCGGCGGUUGCUUAACGCAGUAAAUUGCUUCCUUCAUUCUGUCGUACGACUCACAUCAGUCUUGCCUCGGCUGUAGUUGCAAUAACUACGAUGCGUAUGGACAUGGCGAAAUAAUCGAACUCCGGUUGGACCGACCGACGUUAUAGUUGAGGUCGCCAUGCUUGUUCUCUUGUCCUUGUUGCUGGGAUGAGAUUCGAGCGAGCGAUCAGUCGCCCUUCUUGCUAUAGGUGACUCGCUCGUGUGUAGCUGGUGUCUUUAUUGGCGCGCUUUUUCUUUGGGCGCAACAGGGGAGGCCGGUAAACCACAACAACACAGAAAGGAAUCAGAACGAGACGGUGUGGUCUCUCGAUGAAAUGUCGC